Molecule: messenger RNA, 1774 nt
Organism: Acipenser ruthenus (sterlet)
Lineage: Eukaryota; Metazoa; Chordata; Actinopteri; Acipenseriformes; Acipenseridae
Product: small integral membrane protein 44-like
Exons: 2
Coding region: 650-1102 (150 amino acids)
Source: RefSeq, a predicted model, not a curated record
GUGAGUCUGUGGAGCCAGACCGUUCAGCACCACGGACAGCGACGGCAGAACGGGUGCGCGUCUUCCGAGCCAGCGUGACGCGAUACUGAAGGACUGAAGUAUGCAUUUCAUUUUACUUAUUUGGGAAGGAAAAGGUCUAGUCUGAAAGAGGAAUUUGAAAACCGACUACUGUCAGCAUUAAAUUAAAGAGAGCUUCCUGUUUUGUUUUGUUUUUUAAAUUCUUCAAACUUACCGCAGCAUAAAUUAGACGCUUUUUGUGGAUUGUUAAAAUAAGGACUCUUUUUUUAAGCUUAUUUUUUUAUUUAAUAAGAAAAAACAAAUUUUUCAUUAUUAAUUUGUAUUGGGAUAAAAAAAACGGUAGAAUAAAGUUAUAUAUUAUUUUUUUCCCAAAUCAAUUCUCAAACAUUUCUGUAUUUUCAAUCCUUAUGCCUCAGUAGUAUACAUUUUAUGAUUUUUUUUUUUUAAAUCUGACAAGGCAUGAUUAAUAACAAAAAUACUUUGUAUAGCAAUUUAAUUACAUAAACAAAGUUUCACUUUUUUUUUUGUUUUGACAAAUUACAGAAAUCUGUAACACAAGUCUAACUAUAUAACUCUUUAACUAAAGAAAACGUUCUUGAAAAAAAAAACACUUUCCUCCACAUUUGAAAGCAUGGAUCUCAUGGUGAACAUGACCAGUUUUAACCUGACGGACGAGGAAGGCCACGCGUACCAGUACUCCUUCUCCAAUACCGAGCCGCUCUACAAGGACUACAAGCCGCCGCAGCGGGACCUCAUCCCGCUCCCCAAAGCCGUGCUCUACCUCCUCAUGGCCGCGCUCGUUAUCGUGGUGGUCGCGUAUGCCAUCGUGGGUCAUCUCAUCACGGACCUGGCGCACGACUUAGCAGACUGUGUUCUGGGUCCCAGCCCGGAGGAGCAGGAGAAGGACACUGAUUUGAGCUGCAUCUCGCCCUCCAAGGCGCCGGCAGUGGCGUUCUCCUCCCUGCACACCAACGCCUUCCACGUGUGGGAUCAGGACGAGGUGCACGUCCCCCUGCCAUUGGAGGACAGCCCGCCCCCUAGCCCCGCCCACGAGCACGCCCAGCCCCUCCCACAGGCGUCCUAGACACACCCCCUACACCCUUCACCCUACCCCCCUUCAUCUUCCCCUAGAGAAAGCGUGCUAUCACCUUCACACACCUUGGCUGUAUUGAUUCCUGUAUUAUGUCAACAAGGUCAAUGUAACGGGCUUUGGAGGGGACCUUGACAAGCUGGUGACCCAGAGAGGUGCACUCCUCCUGGGCUAGGGGGAGAGUUAAGGCCCUUUCCAUCUCCGUCAGCACCGAUAAGACCCCAAACCCUAAACCUCAGCCUGGCCGCAGACAGCAACGAAGGCUACUGCAUGCAGAAAAGGAGUCAUGUUUUAGGUUCACAGAGUGAACUCUGACCCACAGCGCCGAAGCUAACUGCCCGCCCACAUUCCGUUGAAGCUGAUUGGUGGGGAAGGCAGUAGCGGGGGAGGGGCAGGCUUUCUACAGGCUGAAAAAAAAAAAAACACAGCUGUUCAUUGGAAUGAACAAACUGGACCUGAAAAAAAUGACUUUGAUGAAGUUGUUUCAAGCGAGGUAUUCCGAUCUGGUCGGGUACAAGGUACGACCCCUGACCUCCUGUAUAUGCAAGCUGCUGAACUAUUGGUCUAGUUGGCUCACGUGACCAAUACGUCCUGGAAAGCCAGCCAAAAAAGGACCAGCGUGUGCCGACUGGACACCGAGCAACUACAAAUAACUUCAGAGAAAAA